GGGAACGCAGAGGUUCCCUGAGAGAAGCCAAGCCAAAGAAAAAGGAGACAGAGUGUGUGUGUAAAGAGAAAGGAGAGAAAAAAAGAGAGAGAAGUGACUGAGGCCAGCCGCUGCUUCCCCCUCCCGGCGGCGCCAUGUCCACUGUGGUGGCCCAGGCCCAGCACAUCUUCGGGCUCUGCGCCCGCGUCGCCAAUAACCUCUGCUUCUUCGACGAGCAGAUCAUCAUCUUCCCGUGUGGGAACCACUGCGUGAAGUACAAUGUGGACCAGAAGUGGCAGAAGUUCAUCCCAGGCUCAGAGAAGAGUCAGGGAAUGCUUGCCUUGGCCAUCAGCCCCAACCGGCGCUACCUGGCCAUUUCAGAGACCGUGCAAGACCGAGCCGCAAUCACCAUCUACGAGCUGUCCUCAGUGCCUUGCAGGAAGCGGAAAGUCCUCAGCAACUUUGACUUUGUGGUUCAGAAAUUCGUGAGCUUAGCCUUCUCUCCAGACUCCAAGUAUCUUGUGGCCCAGACAGGAGCCCCCGAGUCCAACCUCAUCUACUGGAUGUGGGAGAAGCAGAAAGUGAUGGCGAUUGUUAGGACUGACACUCAGAACAACCCGAUCUACCAGGUGAGCUUCAAUCCCCAAGAUAACACUCAGAUUUGUGUCACUGGAAAUGGAAUCUUUAAGCUUUUCCGCUAUGCUGAAGGGGCAUUGAAACAGACCAAUUUCCAGCGGGGAGAGCCCCAGAACUACCUGGCCCAUGCCUGGAUCUCCGAAGACCGGAUUAUUGUGGGCACCGACAUGGGCAAGCUCUUCCUGUUUGAGUCUGGAGAUCAGCGCUGGGAGACAAGCAUCGUGUGUAAGGAAGCGAUCAGCGAGACCAAGCAGUUGGAGGUGAUGCAGGAGUCCGAGAGCCUCAUUGAAUUCCCAGCACCGAGCUCUCCUGACAUGUCCAGUGAGCAGCUCUUUGUGGAGAAGAGUGAGAGCCAGAAUUUGAUGCCAAAGGUGUCUGCGAUUGCUGCCUACUCAAAGGGCUUUGCAUGUUCUGCGGGGCUGGGCAGAGUCCUGCUCUAUGAGAAGAUGGAGGAGAAAGACGCCUACCGGGAGAGCCGGGAGAUCCGGAUUCCCCUGGACCAGCACAGCAAUGACCCGAGCCAGUCCGACAAGCAGGAGAUCCUCUGUAUGUGCUUCAGCCCUUCUGAGGAGACGCUGAUUGUCAGCACCAACAAAAACCAGCUCUACAGCAUCACCAUGUCCCUGACGGAGAUCAGCAAGGGGGAGCCUGCCCAAUUUGAAUUCCUCAUGUAUCCGCUGCACUCUGCGCCCAUCACGGGUCUGGCUGCUUGUAUCCGCAAGCCCCUCAUUGCUACGUGUUCCCUGGACCGAUCAGUGCGCAUCUGGAACUAUGAGACCAAUAACCUGGAGCUGUACAAGGAAUACCAGGAGGAGGCCUACACGGUCUCCCUUCACCCCUCUGGACACUUCACUGUGGUCGGCUUCGCAGACAAACUGCGCAUCAUGAAUCUGCUUAUCAAUGACAUCCGGUCAUUCAAGGAGUUCCCCAUCCGAGGCUGCCGGGAGUGCGCCUUCAGUAAUGGAGGUCACCUGUUUGCUGCCGUCAAUGGGAACGUGAUCCAUAUCUACACCUCCACCAGCCUGGAGAACAUUGCUAACCUGAAGGGACACACAGGCAAGAUCCGGUCAAUUGCAUGGAAUUUGGAUGACAGCAAGCUAAUUUCUUGCGGCACAGACGGUGCCGUGUACGAGUGGAACCUGUCCUCGGGGAAGAGGGAGACCGAAUGCGUGCUCAAAUCCUGCAGCUACAACUGUGUGGGCAUCUCCCCUGACUCCAAAAUCAUCUUUGCUGUUGGAUCUGACCAGACGCUCAAGGAGAUUGCAGACUCUUCGGUGCUUCGGGAAGUGUCUGCCUUUGAUGUCAUCUAUACGGCGGUGGUCAUCUCCCACUCAGGGCGCAUGGUGUUCGUAGGCACUUCGAUGGGCACCAUCCGAUCUAUGAAGUACCCCCUGCCCUUGCACAAGGAAUUCAAUGAGUACCAGGCGCACGCUGGGCCUGUCACCAAGAUGACCAUCACGUUCGAUGACCAGUUCCUGCUGACCAGCGCCGAGGACGGUUGCCUCAUCACCUGGAAGGUCUAUGAUAAGGACGGCCGGGGUGUCAAGAGGGAGCGGGAAGUGGGCUUUGCUGAGGAGGUGCUGGUCACUAAGACAGACAUGGAAGAGAAGGCCCAGAUCAUGCUGGAGCUGAAGACUCGAGUGGAGGAGCUAAAGAUGGAGAAUGAAUACCAGCUCCGACUAAAGGACAUGAAUUACACAGAGAAGAUCAAGGAGCUGACCGACAAGUUCAUCCAGGAGAUGGAAUCUCUGAAGACAAAGAACCAGGUGCUGAGAACAGAAAAAGAGAAGCAAGAGGUGACCCACAAUAACUACGUAGAGGACCUCUUGGAGAAGCAGAGCCGAGAACUACAGGACAUUGAGUGUUGUAACAACCAGAAGCUGCUGCUAGAAUAUGAGAAAUACCAGGAGCUGCAGCUCAAGUCCCAGCGGAUGCAAGAGGAAUAUGAGAAGCAGCUCCGAGACAACGAGGAGACCAAGAGCCAGGCCCUGGAGGAGCUGACAGAGUACUACGAGGCCAAGCUCCAUGAGAAAGCCAGCCUGCUGGAAGAGGCGCAGGAUGACGCUCGGCAGCAGCUGCGAGAGUUUGAAGAGACCAAGAAGCAGAUUGAAGAAGAUGAAGACCGCGAAAUCCAGGACAUCAAAACCAAGUAUGAGAAAAAGCUCCGCGACGAGAAGGAAGCCAACCUAAGGCUCAAGGGGGAGACCGGCAUCAUGCGGAAGAAGUUCAGCAGCCUGCAGAAGGAGAUCGAGGAGCGGAGCACGGACAUCGAGGCCCUAAAGGGGGAGCAGGUGAAACUGCAAGGGGUCAUCAAGGCCCUGGAGAAAGAUAUUCAAGGCCUGAAGCGGGAGAUCCAGGAGAGAGAUGAGACCAUCCAGGACAAGGAGAGGAGAAUCUAUGACCUGAAGAAGAAGAACCAGGAGCUGGAGAAGUUCAAGUUCGUGCUGGACUACAAGAUCAAGGAGCUGAAGAAGCAAAUUGAGCCCCGGGAGAAUGAGAUCAAGGCCAUGAAGGAGCAGAUCCAGGAGAUGGAGGCGGAGCUGGAGCGCUUCCAUAAACAGAACACACAACUGGAACUGAACAUCACGGAGCUGUGGCAGAAGCUCCGAGCCACAGACCAGGAGAUGCGCCGGGAGCGGCAGAAGGUGCUGCACGUGCCCCGGGGAGACCCGUCUGCACUGACAUCUGGGCUUCUCAGCCCGGGCCGAUGCUGCUUGGCCCCAGAGCGGGACAUGGAGGCCCUAGUCAAGCGGUUUAAGAUCGAUCUUCACAACUGUGUGGGCUACAUCCAGGAGCCCCGGCAACUGAAGGAGAAGAUCCGCGCUCUCUUUGACAAGUACGUCCAGCAGGCCGACAUGGUGGAGAUCGUGGGCGUGGACACGGACCUGCAGCAGGAGUACGUUCGGCAGAGGGAACACCUGGAGAGGAAUCUGGCCACCCUCAAGAAGAAGGUGCUCAAGGAGAACGAGCUGCACCGGUCAGACAACGUGCGCAUCAUGCAGGAAAAUGUGAGCUUGAUCAAAGAGAUUAACGAGCUUCGAAGGGAGCUGAAGAUCACACGCACACAGGUGCAUGACCUUGAGUCGGCUUUGAGGCUGACCAAGAAACUUCGGCACUCGGAUGUGUCUGAAGCAGCACCCACCCUGGAGAAGCCCACUACUGUUGGGAUUGUGAGACUGAACGAGGAAGAAGAAACAGAGCGGAUCAUAGAGAUGCAGCGAUUAGAGAUCCGGCGCCUGCGAGACCACAUCCAAGAACAGGAGCAGAUUCCAGGGCUGCACCCCCCAGGGAGGCUCCCUUCCUUGGAGUCUGACAGGGCCCUUGAGAACACAAGCAACUGAGCCUCCUGCCCAGGAGGCAAUAGCCAAGCUGGCCUACAGGAGGCCUGGCAGAGGGAGGCCUAUGUCCUCUCUGUCCCCUGCUGGACACAAGCCCUGCUCUGGCCCUGCCCUGUUUCCUGGGCCCUGGGGAAAAGGCAGAGGAAGAAUAAAGAAAGGUGGUGGCCCUCCUGCCGUUUCAGUUAUUGGGCAGGGGGCCUGGGGGCUGUCACUCCCCUUGGGCCCUACCCACCCUCCUUGUCCCCUGCACAGAUGGCCACCGUCUGCCGUCCUACUUCCCCUGAUGGUU
This is a messenger RNA of Dromiciops gliroides (monito del monte), 4242 nucleotides long. It is a transcript of the gene CFAP57, whose product is annotated as cilia and flagella associated protein 57. The record is from RefSeq and is a predicted model, not a curated record. The transcript has 23 exons. The coding region runs from base 135 to 3956 and encodes 1273 amino acids. Gene Ontology annotation, molecular function: protein binding. Lineage: Eukaryota; Metazoa; Chordata; Mammalia; Microbiotheria; Microbiotheriidae.